GUGACGCACUUCCGGCUUUUGUGACGCUUUCCCUGGGUUCUGACGUCCGGGAGGCCUAGAUCUGUGCAGUGCUCCUGGUCCCCAAAGUCACAACGCCUUCUAUCCCAGCACCCCGGACGUCUCCGGGCGGGGACAGAGUUGGACGUGCACGGCUGUGUCCUGCAAGCCCCUCGCCACGACCGCCCUGGACGGAGUGGAAGCGGGUCCGUGCCCCCGUCCCUCGCGUCAGCCUCGGCGGUGGCAAGCGCUGUCCCUCAGCAGAGGCGUCCCUGGAUACAGGAUAGCAAAACCUGAUCUCAUAAAACCUAGGUCACAGAGGACAGCCCUGCAAAACAGACCCUAUUUGGAUCAAGUGAGCCAGUUCCUGGAACCUGAAUAAUGACUCCUGAAUCAAGGGAUACUACAGAUUUGUCUCCACGGGGUACCCAGGAGAUGGAAGGCAUCGUGAUAGUGAAGGUGGAGGAGGAAGAUGAAGAAGACCAUUUUCAAAAGCAAAGAAACAAAGUAGAGUCAUCGCCACAAGUUCUCAGUCGCUCUACAACUAUGAAUGAGAGAGCCUUAUUAUCAUCAUAUUUAGUUGCAUAUAGAGUGGCAAAAGAGAAAAUGGCUCACACAGCGGCUGAAAAAAUUAUCCUUCCAGCAUGUAUGGACAUGGUACGGACAAUUUUUGAUGACAAAUCAGCUGAUAAACUAAGAACUAUACCUCUUAGUGAUAAUACAAUAUCUCGUCGAAUCUGUACGAUUGCAAAACAUUUGGAAGCAAUGCUUAUUACACGGCUGCAGUCUGGUAUAGACUUUGCAGUCCAACUUGAUGAGAGCACUGAUAUUGCAAGUUGUCCCACACUCUUGGUCUAUGUCAGAUAUGUGUGGCAAGAUGAUUUCGUAGAGGAUCUCUUAUGUUGUUUAAAUUUAAAUUCACAUAUAACUGGAUUAGAUUUAUUUACUGAAUUAGAAAACUGCAUUGUUGGUCAGUAUAAAUUAAACUGGAAACAUUGUAAAGGAAUUUCAAGUGAUGGAGCAGCCAAUAUGACCGGAAAACACAGCAGACUUACUGAAAAAUUGUUAGAAGCAACCCACAACAAUGCUCUUUGGAAUCACUGUUUUAUUCAUCGAGAAGCUUUGGUAUCCAAAGAAAUUUCACCAAGUCUAAUGGAUGUAUUGAAAAAGGCAGUGAAAAUUGUUAAUUUUAUUAAAGGAAGCUCACUGAAUAGCCGACUUCUCGAAAUAUUUUGUUCAGAGAUUGGAGUUAACCAUACCCACUUAUUGUUUCAUACAGAAGUUCGUUGGCUUUCUCAAGGAAAGGUAUUGAGCAGAGUAUAUGAACUCAGGAAUGAGAUUUACAUUUUUCUCAUUGAAAAGCAAUCUCAUUUGGCAAAUAUUUUUGAAAACGACAUUUGGGUAACCAAAUUGGCAUAUUUAAGUGAUAUUUUUGGCAUUCUUAAUGAAUUAAACCUGAAAAUACAGGGGAAAAACAAUGAUAUAUUUCAGUAUCUUGAACAUAUUCUAGGAUUCCAAAAGACAUUAUUAUUUUGGCAAGCAAGACUUAAAAGUAACCGCCCUAGCUACUAUAUGUUUCCAACAUUAUUGCAACACAUCGAAGAGAACAUUAUUAACGAAGACUGCUUAAAAGAAAUAAAAUUAGAGAUAUUGUUGCAUCUCACUUCUUUGUCUCAAACUUUUAAUUAUUACUUUCCAGAAGAGAAAUUUGAAUCAUUAAAGGAAAAUAUUUGGAUGAAAGAUCCAUUUGCUUUUCAAAACCCAGCAUCAAUAGUUGAGUUAAACUUGGAGCCUGAAGAAAAGAAUGAAUUGCUGCAGCUCAGUUCAUCAUUCACACUAAAGAAUUAUUAUAAGACAUUAAGUUUAUCAGCAUUUUGGAUUAAGAUUAAAGAUGAAUUUCCACUGCUAAGUAGGAAGAGUAUAUCGGUGUUACUACCAUUCACAACUACUUAUUUGUGUGAACUAGGAUUUUCAAUCUUGACACGAUUAAAAACAAAGAAGAGAAAUAGGCUCAACAGUGCACCGGACAUGCGGGUAGCAUUAUCUUCAUGUGUUCCUGACUGGAAGGAACUUAUGAACAGACAAGCACACCCAUCACAUUAAAUAAAAUCCUUACAAAAUUCUGUGUUUAGCCGGGUGUGGUGGCUUACGCCUGUAAUCCCAGCAUUGGGAGACCAAGGUGGGCAGAUCGCUUGAGAUCGGGAGUUGAGAUCGGGAGUUCAAGACUACCCUGGCCAACAUGGUGAAACCCCAUCUCUACUAAAAAUACAAAACUUAGCCAGGUGUGGUGGUACAUGGCUGCAGUCCCUGUUACCUGGGUGCUUAAGGCAGGAGAAUCUCUUAAACCAGAGAUUGCAGUGAGCUGAGAUAAUUCCACUGCAUUCCAGCCUGGGCAACAGUGAGACUCCAUCUCAAAAACAAAAAAGUAUAUGUACUUUUAAAGGGAUUUUGCAGUAUAUUUUAUUUAAAUGUUAAUAAAAUUAUAUUUGCAAUUAGG
Rhinopithecus roxellana (golden snub-nosed monkey) is the source of this 2494-nucleotide messenger RNA. It is a transcript of the gene ZBED8L, whose product is annotated as family with sequence similarity 200 member A. Lineage: Eukaryota; Metazoa; Chordata; Mammalia; Primates; Cercopithecidae. Bases 379 to 2100 code for a protein of 573 amino acids. The record is from RefSeq and is a predicted model, not a curated record. The transcript is spliced from 2 exons.